This is a messenger RNA of Dichomitus squalens LYAD-421 SS1, 763 nucleotides long. RefSeq lists its product as uncharacterized. The record is from RefSeq and is a predicted model, not a curated record. NCBI's taxonomy places the organism in Eukaryota, Fungi, Basidiomycota, Agaricomycetes, Polyporales, Polyporaceae. The transcript has 6 exons. The coding region runs from base 50 to 655 and encodes 201 amino acids. Gene Ontology annotation, molecular function: ubiquitin binding.
CGCUACUGAGCUUCACAUCUGCACGGGACUUGCUGAACGGCCGGACGUUAUGGGAGAAGUCGUCAAUGUUCUUGUUGCGGUUGCAGUGAUUGUCUUGGUCGUGCGCUGGGCGACAUCUGGCAUCAAGGACAGUAACGGAGCACCAUCGCCUUCCGCCGUUCUGGGCUUCCGGCCCAAGAAUGUCACGCCCGAAAUGGUAGAGACAGUACAAAGUAUGUUCCCGGAUAUCCCGAGCGACAAUAUUCGUUAUGACCUACUGAGAACGGGAAACAUCCAACAAACGUCCAACAAGAUUCUAGAACGUGGCUUCUUGCCUGCGCCUCCACCAGCAUAUUAUACCGUCUAUCCUCGAAAUGUUGGACCAACCGCUCCUGCCCAGCCAGCUGCUGCAUCCGCGGCAAUUAGCAACGCUACGGCCGGCUCGUCAAAACCCAAGAGGUCCGAGAACCUGCUCACACGAUACCAACUCGAGGCGCAUACCUCCGCAACGUCGGUCGGGACGGAGCCGGAGUCGGCGGGCGGCAAGGCUGUGUGGGAGGACACUGCGGAGAAGCGCGAAGCAAGCCUGCGGGAGCGCAAGGCGCGCAUGAUCCUCGCUGCGAGAGAGCGACUGCUUGCUCAGCAGGCGAAGGAGGCCGGCGGCGCGAGUUCUUGAGGGUGGGGGCGUGACGGUGUUCGAAUGGAGGACUGAAAAUAUGUUAAUCCUCCCCUUGUACCCUUGGAUCAGUAUCCCUAAUUUCUCGUCAUUGCUCCCUGUCCAAUA